Vespa velutina is the source of this 4058-nucleotide messenger RNA. RefSeq names its product ubiquitin carboxyl-terminal hydrolase isozyme L5 (gene Uch-L5). Gene Ontology annotation, cellular component: cytoplasm. Bases 79 to 1014 code for a protein of 311 amino acids. The record is from RefSeq and is a predicted model, not a curated record. Lineage: Eukaryota; Metazoa; Arthropoda; Insecta; Hymenoptera; Vespidae. The transcript has 7 exons. Gene Ontology annotation, molecular function: cysteine-type deubiquitinase activity. Gene Ontology annotation, biological process: protein deubiquitination; ubiquitin-dependent protein catabolic process.
GAGAUCUACGUUACCGGCAUGGACGUUGUGACAAGCGAAUUAAUGAUGUUGGUGAAUUUAUAAUCAGAGUUUCAAAACAUGGCUGAUUCUGCAGGAAAUUGGUGUCUUAUCGAAAGUGAUCCUGGUGUUUUUACGGAAUUAAUUAAAGAAUUUGGCGUUAAGGGAGCUGAAGUCGAAGAAUUAUGGAGUUUGGACGACGAGCAGUUUGAGAAUUUGAAGCCAGUUCAUGGUUUGAUAUUUUUAUUUAAAUGGGUACAAGACGAUGAACCAUCAGGAAGUAUCGUACAAGAUAGUAGAUUAGAUAAGAUCUUUUUUGCAAAACAGGUUAUAAAUAAUGCUUGCGCAACACAGGCAAUACUGAGUGUACUUUUAAAUUGUAAACACUCGGAUAUAUCAUUGGGUCCUAAUUUGGAAGAAUUCAAAAACUUUUGUCAGAGUUUUGAUGCAAAUAUGCGUGGUCUUGCUUUAAGUAAUUCCGAUGUUAUCAGAGAAGUUCACAAUUCCUUUUCUAGACAAACUUUAUUCGAGUACGAUACUAAGCAAGCAUCCAAAGACGACGACGUAUUCCACUUUGUGAGCUAUGUGCCAAUCGAUGGUAGAUUAUAUGAACUUGAUGGAUUAAAGGAUGGACCUAUGGAUUUAGGACCAUGUCCGGUUGGCGAUCAGUGGGUUCAAGCAGCCAAACCUAUCAUUCAGAAAUGUAUAAAUAAGUAUAACGAGGGAGAAAUACAUUUCAAUUUGAUGGCUAUAGUAACCGACAGAAAGACUCUUUAUGAACGUCAAAAAACAAAUGUUUGUGAUCCUGCAGAAUUAGAACGUUUACAGGCAUUGAUAGAAGAAGAAAUAAGAAAAUCAAAACGAUAUCAAAUAGAAAAUAUACGAAGAAAACACAACUACCUUCCUCUUAUCAUGGAAUUACUUAAAAUACUUGCCAAAGAAGGAAAACUUAUUCCUCUUUAUCAAAGGGCAAAGGAAAAGGCGCUUGAGAAAGAAUCUAAAAAAAGCAAGACAUAAAGUAUUAUUAUAUUCCAAUAUGAGCUUGUGUAAAAAAAAAAAAUAAAAGAAAACAAAAGAAAGAAAAGAAAACAAGAAAAAAAAAAAAAAAAAGAAAAGAAGAAAUAGAAAAGAAAGAGAAAGAAUAGAUUAUGUGCGUAUAAUUGGUAUGAGACAGAUUAAUGUAUCGUCACAUUUUCUAAAAUAAAUUUCAUAUUUUUAGCUUCUACAAAACAUAUUGUCAUUACCAAAAAUGAUCAAUUGUGUAUUGUAGAUUGAUGUAUGUAUUAGGUUGUAACACAAUUAAAUUUGUUAUAAGUAUAGACGCGGCGUUAUAAUCGAAUGCAAAUGAAUAUAUUUACGCGUUACAACCCAAUAUAUGUACAUUAAAUUUAUUAUUACUUUAUGCGCAUUACUUAAUUUGAAAAAUUAGAUAAAAAAUUUAUCUUAUUUAUCAGUCAUUUAUUUGUUACUUCGUUCAUCUUUCUCCUAGUUUAUUCAUUUUCUCUUCAGUAAUAAUCUCUAUAUUUCCAUUAGUAUAUUGAAUUCUAGGUAAAUAUCUAUCCAAUUUAUGCUUUUUUAUUUCCGAUAUUUUUUUUUCAUACAAAUAUUCUAUAGCGUCUGAAAAAAAAAGUUACAAACAAUUUCAUUAAAUUAAUAUCCUAGACAGAUCUUAAUGAUGUACGCGUAAUAUAAUUACGAUUAUCAAUUACCCAAAAAACUUUUCCUUCUAUAUUUUUUCACGUCAAAUUCCUUCAUGAGAUAGACAAAUGUUUUAUUUAGAAACGACGAUGUCAUUCCAUCGAAGUACUUAACAAGAUUUCCCCAUACUAUUUCUCUACUAUCCGCUAUUCCUUUCUCAAACAUACUAUAACGAAAUAAUAUUAUUACAUACAUAAAGUACAUUUAAAUAUUUUUUUUUGUAUUAUCGCAUAGAGACCAUUUUUCAUAAUUACUUACUACUCUAUCAAUUGUAUUUUAACAUCAUUCAUAUAAAUGAUAUUUGGACAAAAUAGCUGCAUAUGCAAUUGUAGUACCCAAAAGUUUUUCAGCGUUUUAUGAUCUAUAUUUAAUUUCUUUUCUAACUCUUUCCAAACUACCUUUGGGAUAAUAGCAUUUUUCAAUUCUUGUAUAUCAUCGCAUAACGUUAAUCGAACUAAUUUUUUAAUAUAUCUUUUAAUUAAUGGUAACGUCCAAACUGGUUUCGGUACAUAAAUAUCUAUAGACGUUAAAUGAAAAGAACGUGAUAAAAUAUUUAAUUACGUUCGGGUUACUUUUGUUAACGGGGAAAAAAAAAAAAAAAAAACACACAUACUCUCCUCCUCGACGUUGCGCUUUUUUAUAAUAAACUCAUAAUGCAUCCAGAUUGAUUGCUUAGAACGAUUCAAUAUUCUAGAUAAGUCAGAAAAAACUUUAUGCUUAUUAAGAUUAUUCUUUUUCUUCUCUACAUAAGUUAUAAUCUUUUCGUCCUCUUCAGGACUAUAUCUGAAAUAUACAUUUAUUACUUUUACAAUUAUUAAUUAACAGAGUUUGUCAAUUACAAAACAUAUUUCUAUACCUUUGACAGAUACGAUUGUGAUAUAAAUUUUUGAACCGCCAAUAUACACUAUACAAAGUUCUCCAUGAUAAUCCAUUAGCUAAAAAUUGAACAAAUUUUUGUCGUUCCUCAAAACUGCGUAUGUAAUAUUUACCAUUAUGUUUUAACGACAGGAACGGUUUUACAUGAUCUUCCUUCCAAUUGUGAACCUGUAGUAAUUUGAUAAACGAUUGAACCUCCCUUUAUCGGAAAACUCUAAUAAUUAUUUGUAAUAAAAGAAACAUACUUUGCAAAACAUUUUCCAAUUUUUUUUGAUAAUUUCAUCCUCUUGCAAGGAAUAAGUACCUUUACGAAGCGGUCCAUACUUUUCAAAUAAUUUUUUUUCAUGAUCCCUUGGUCCACGACAUCCGGCAUUACUUUCAAUUUUAUGUUGAGGUAGUACUUCGUGUAUCAAUUUAACAUGUAAAUUUUCUAAUUUCUAACGAAAGUGAACAAUUCUAAAUGUUAUUUUUAAAAAGGCACUAUUGAUAAUACUAACCUCCUUAUCAUCGUCCGAUAUUUCUUCACUUUCUCCUAUAUCCCGUAACUCUUUCAUAAUAUUUUUUUCUUCCUCGAUUAAGACACCAUUAAUUCUUUUGUUUCGUUUAGCUUUCAUAGGAGAGGUCAUUUUACAUGUAGGUUUAAUGAUUCUUUCAGAUAUCUCACAUUUAUCAUCUUUUGAUUCGAUUAAAUCGAUUUCUUCAUUUUCAUUUUUAAUAGUAAUAGAAUCUAAUAUUUCUGCUUUUAUUAUCAUAUCAUUUUCCAUUAAUAUUUCAGGACUUUUGGAUGAAUUUAUUGAAUUAAAAUCAUUCAAAAAAGAUGUAUCAAAUGCAUGUAAGCUGGUAAUGUUAUUACAUUCUAACCUUACUAUCGAGCCAUUAACACUUCUGUCGUGAAUACUAGUCUUUCUUUUUUUCGCCUUUGGAUAUUCAAAUUCAUUUUCAUUAUUUCUAGUUAAUCUCGCUGGAGACAUUAUAGUAAUGCUUUUUUUAAUUGAAUUAGAAAGUUAAAAUUAAACAGUUGCAAUUUACUUCAACACCCCUACUCUCACUUUUAUCUUUCAAUGAAAUAUAUGAGACAUUCAUAUAUAUUGUUUAAUCAAACGAUAUCGAGCACAAGAAGAUAUAAUGAACUAUUAUUUAAAUAUUAACUUUGUUUAUUGCGUUAUUCCAUUAAAGACGAAAUUAUCAAUUUAAAUCAUUUGCAUAAAUAUGAAGCGCUAUAAAAACAUUAAGUCUAUACAAGGUCGACAUAAGCGCCACACUCUGACGAUAAUUGAAAGUUUCAGGCGCGAAAUUCAAACAAUAUUAUAUUUAAUCAUUGACGAAGUAAAUUUAUAACACAGCCAGCUAUGAAUAUAAAACAUAUUUAAAGUGUGACACGCGCGCGCAUUGGCUCGUAGGGACAAGCCGUCUCACAGCUAACGGAUCUACUUUCUUUCACGUAGUUCUUUGCCAAGAAAGUACACGUGCUUGACAUAAUGCAGAAG